AUGAAAAUCGCGUUCACUUGGUUGCUGUACUUCGCAGCAUUUCAGGUUGCGUGGGCGCUGGACUUCGCAACGACCAGAGGCCCGUUCUUAGUCAACAAUGCGACCCAAAGCGAUAUUACCAUUAACGGAAUAUGGUACUCCCUCUCGAACUCCACCACGGAUACCAAUGCCAUGGACCCCCUCAAAGACGCCAAGGCAUGUACGCGUGAUGCCGCCCUGAUGGCACAAGCCGGGAUCAACACGAUAUAUGUCAUGGCGAUCGAUCCCAAGGUCAACCAUGAUGACUGCUUUUCGAUCUUCAAUUCUGUCGGCAUUUACGUCGUGGUUGUAUUGCGUAAAGAUGGCGUCUUUGGCACGAGCCAGGAGGACUUUGAGAAGUCCUACACCACUGAGUUCCUCAAGGGCAUGUUCGAGGCUAUCGAUGCUGUCAAAGGCUAUGAUAAUCUACUAGGUUUUGAUCUCGUCGGCACCACGCUGCACCUGAUCCGCAACGACGAACUCCUCGAUGCGUCUUACCAGACUGAGUCGCAUAUGUACUACUUUUACUGCGGCGAAGCCAACGAUCCAUCCCGCUCCGAUUACAUCUCCUUCUACAACAUCGGCUUCUUCGAGACCUCGCCCGUCGAAAAGCAAAACGCUUCCUACCAAAGCUACCAGAAAAAAGCCGAAAAAUCACUAGUACCCACCUGGUUCAGCUACAUGGGCAUCUUCGACGAAGCCGACUACGUCGAAUACGAGCUCCGCCCCGACCUCCUCAACGACACACUCUUCCUCUUCAACUCCUCGAGCCAACUCGUGCGCCCCAACGGCCUCUUCACGGGCGGCGUGCGCGUCAGCUGGACAAACACAAACAUGGGCUGGAAAGUCCCCGGGAAAGCGAACUGGGGCCUAACCACCACAACCCCUAAUGGCGACGUGCAACUCACGCCCAACUACGACGCUUUCCGCUCCAUCAUCGACCAAGUCAAUCCGGGCUCCUGGCUCAGCGGCACGCAGCGCCCCGUCCAGCCCGGCCAGGAACGCGCGCGCUGCGACGCAAACGCAAAGCAGAUGGCGAAUAAAACGCUCAUCUCGCUGAGCCAAAAUGACGCGAAUAACAUCACGCUCGCGACGGAUUGGGCGCUACCGACAAGGCCGCCGGGCGUGGAUGCGAUGAUUGAGAAUGGCGUCGGGGCAAAGACGGGGAGGAUGGUGGAUGUUACGGUGACGAGUGUGGCGUUUGCGGUGAGGGAUAGUAAGGGUGGGGUUGUUACCGAUUUGGCGUUGAAGCCGAGUAGUAGUCAGGCGAGGGGGCCGACAGGAUCGGGAGCGGCGAUUGGGAUGCCUAAAUCGAGCGGUGAGUUGAGUACGGGGGCGAAGGCGGGUGUGGGUGUUGGGGCGGGGGUUAGUGGUCUGGCACUUAUUGGUGCGAUGGGGUUCUUGUUAUUGCGCAGACGAAAGAAGAGAAAAAGUGUUGGGGAGUCAGAUGAGGCUGUUAAGAAGACGAAGGAUGUAGAUGGGUAUCACAAGGCUGAGUUGGCGGCGGGACGGGAAGUUGAGAAACAGCAGGCUGAGCUUGAUGCGAGCGGGAUAGGUCCGCAGGAAGUCAUGGCGAGUGAGAGGAAGUAUGAGUUGUGUACUGCAGUUCAGCAAGAGCCGGUGGAGCUGCCGGUCACGGAGAAGCCGGUGGAAGCACCGGGACGAUGA
Messenger RNA from Parastagonospora nodorum SN15, 1686 nucleotides. RefSeq lists its product as hypothetical. The transcript has 4 exons. NCBI's taxonomy places the organism in Eukaryota, Fungi, Ascomycota, Dothideomycetes, Pleosporales, Phaeosphaeriaceae. Gene Ontology annotation, biological process: fungal-type cell wall (1->3)-beta-D-glucan biosynthetic process. Bases 1 to 1686 code for a protein of 561 amino acids. Gene Ontology annotation, cellular component: cytoplasm; fungal-type cell wall. Gene Ontology annotation, molecular function: 1,3-beta-glucanosyltransferase activity. The record is from RefSeq and is a predicted model, not a curated record.